This is a messenger RNA of Tribolium madens (black flour beetle), 2208 nucleotides long. RefSeq names its product sorting nexin-8-like. Gene Ontology annotation, molecular function: phosphatidylinositol binding. NCBI's taxonomy places the organism in Eukaryota, Metazoa, Arthropoda, Insecta, Coleoptera, Tenebrionidae. Bases 475 to 1995 code for a protein of 506 amino acids. The transcript is spliced from 8 exons. The record is from RefSeq and is a predicted model, not a curated record. Gene Ontology annotation, biological process: retrograde transport, endosome to Golgi.
CUCCCGAAUCGGCUAAAUCCGGUUAAAUUUAUGCCGCAAAAGUUUAAAAUAAUAAUCAUACUGGUACCAGAGGGUACCGAGAAUGUGCGAACUUUGAAACUAUUAUUAACUGUUAAAACAGUGCUGAUUUCAUCAACAAUACAGAAAAAUGAAACAAUGCCUCUUGACAUUCUUGACCUUUUUGCGGCAAAGUGAAAGUGCGAUUUUUUUCUAAUCCCAGCGUGUGUUCAAUUAAAUUCCUUUCAGUGUUGUAUAAGUCGUAGAGCAAGAAUUUCAUCACCGGGACUGCUUCCUUGUUUAUUUAGGAAUUAAAAGUUGCGUAACCUGUUAAAACUGUCAAAGAAAUGCCAACGAAGCAUUGAGGUUAUGUUUAUUAUUAUGCAGAAUUGUGGAAAUUCCCGAAAAAGAUAGUCUGGAAAUCGACACUCGAUUCGAUUUGGAUGUCGCAGAAGUCCUCGUCAAGUUAUCAAAGAAAUGACGACAGAUUUGAGUGCAGGAACAGUGCCAYCCUUGUAUCGAGAAGUUUAUGAUGUGUGUUCCCACAACGGCGAACCUGUCCAUAGGGACGUUUAUCAGUGCCUUUUGUCCCAAUGUAACCUAAGCACAACCCAACUGAAGGUCAUMUGGGACCUCGCUGGGCCUUCACAAGGCCUUAUCACUAGAACUAACCUCUACAAAACGUUAGCAUUAGUGGCUUGGGCCCAACAAGGGAAGACAUUGUCUGAGAAACUAUUUGAUACUUCUUCGGGGAAAGAAUAYCCCUCUCCAAGUAUUGGUGAUCUAACUCCAGUCAAAAAUUUAGUUUUAAAGCUCAAUUUAAAAGCCAAUCCUGCCGUUUUGGGGCUCACUUAUACUGAAAUCACUCAAUUGGAUACAAUUAGUGUUGAAUUAGUACCUGAGAAGAAAGGACUGUUCCUGAAAUAUUCUGAAUAUUUGGUUUCUUCACGCCGAUUUAAUUCGAAAGUUACGAGAAGAUACAAUGAUUUUUUGGCCCUACAAGAAUUGCUUCUUAAUAGGUUUCCCUAUAGGCUAGUCCCUCGUCUCCCUCCUAAGAAAAUCGUCUCCGACGCCCACUUUCUCGAAUCUCGACGUCGCGGCCUCCACCGUUGGCUCACACUCGUCUGUCGCCAUCCUACGAUCUGUCACGAUGCUCUCGUUGCCUUUUUCCUCACAGAUCACGGUCCAGACAUACAACACCGGAUUAGAGAUAUUUUCCGGCGAGCACCGGACGAAUUCAUGACCUCAGAUCUAGCAGCCACAGCUAAGAAUUUACUUCCGGCAGAUCACGGAGAAAUUGCAUCGAGUCGCGAACAAAUUCGCUCUUUAGUUCAGGUGAUUGGAAAACUAAAAUUGCUGGCUGAAAACGCCGUCGAAAGACAGAAUUCGUAUGCGAGAGAUUCUGAAGAUUUUGCCGCCCAAUUGAAGAUUUUGAGUGCGUCGAGUAUAGGACAGGUGUUUGGCAGCCAGUGGGGAAGCAUGCAGAAGGGCUUCAUGGCGAUAUCCAGGGAACUUUACUCCCUUUCAAACAAAUCGCAACAAAACGCCAACGUGGAGCAAAUCACUGUUUGCGAGCGUCUUUCCCUCCUCCUGGAUGUUCUAAUAUCUCAUAAAGAUUUGUGUGAACGKCUCGAAAAAGGAUUAGCACACGACCACCAACAAGCCCUUUCCAAAAUGCUCUCUUUGAAAAAACGUAAAAUUCAAGGAGUAAUAAGAGGAACAGACACUGAAAGUGUCGAACAACUUGAAGCAAAAAUGUUAACGCAAGAAAAUAUUAUAUCUAACAUUGAGCUCCGAUCUGAUUUUAGUCUUUAUUGUGUCCAUAUGGAAACACAAUUGGUGUUUGCUUAUCUCGAAACUUUGUCUUCCAUUCUGAAUAGUUUGGUUUCGUUGAGAAUUAGAUCCCAUUCAGAGUUGGCAGAUAUUUGGAAGCAGGUUCAACCAACUGUUCAGGAAUAUUUACCGAUUGAUUAUGGUGUUGUUAAUGGUAAAGCAUAGCUUUAAAAAUUGCCUUAUCUUUAGGUUAAGUAGGUUAAAGGGGCCAAAUAUUCAUUUUAACUAUUGGUUAAGUUAGCAAUAAGUCUUUAUGACUCCUAAACAAUACAUUCCACUUUUACUCAAAUUCCACAUUGUGAUAAAUAUACUUGUAAAUAUUUUAUAUACAUACUCUUAUUAUUAUUAUAUGAAAUAAAGUUAUUUUUUAUCUUUUAA